ACCCUGUUCCUUCACUGUCCACUAGAAAGGAUAACUUACGUGAAGAUGCUUGCAUGGGUUCUUCUGCUACCUCUCUUUACUGCAGCAAUGACCCUGGAUCUGCAGAGUUAUCAUCACAGCGCUGUUCUGGAUUCCCAGGGAAAAUAUAAGAUAUACUGGAUGCACAAGGAAAACAUAAUCACAUUUCUUGUACAAGUGGAGACCCUGGGCUAUGUCGGAUUGGGGUUUUCUCCCAAUGGAGCCAUGGCAUCUUCUGAUAUAGUUAUUGGAGGCAUUGAAAAAGGCAAACCCUACUUUCAGGAUUACUUUACAGAUGACAACAGAGUCCUUCACAGAGACCCUGUUCAAAACUACAAACUUGAAUAUGCAAUAGAAAAUGGAACACAUACCACGCUAAAAUUUAGCAGACCUCUCCAAACAUGUGACCAAAAUGAUAAAAAUAUAACGGAAAGCACAGUAAGAGUGAUUUGGGCUUACCAUGCAAAUGACAUCAAAAGUACUGGUCUCGUAUACCAUGGAUUAAAUCGUGGUCAGAAGAGUUUACGAUUGUUAAAUCCAGAAAGAAAAAAUGAUGUAUCUGAGGAAACUUUAUCCUUCAAUUUCACAAAUCUACAGGUUCCUAUUCCAGAUAAAGACACAACCUAUUGGUGCCAGAUGUUUAAGAUGCCAAUACUGGACAAGAAGCAUCACAUUAUUAAGGUUGAACCACUAAUACAGAAAGGCCAUGAGAGCUUGGUGCAUCAUAUAUUAUUGUAUGAAUGUGAAAGAGAAGCUGGCGACACGGUACUUGAAUAUGGACAUGAAUGCUAUCACCCCAAUAUGCCUGAUGUCUUUCUCACCUGUGAAACAGUCCUUUAUGCUUGGGCAAUAGGUGGGGAGGGAUUUACAUACCCACCCCAUGUUGGCCUAUCUAUUGGAACACCAAAUGACCCAUCAUAUGUUCUUAUGGAAGUCCAUUAUGACAAUCCACUUCAACAGGAAGGAUUAUUUGACAAUUCUGGAAUUAAACUGUAUUACACCCCUCAUACAAGAAAAUAUGAUGCUGGUGUUUUAGAGGCAGGCAUUUGGGUCAGCCUAUUUCACAUGAUCCCACCAGGUAUGCCUGCAUUCAGCUCCCAAGGACACUGCACUAUGGAAUGUUUGGAAGAGGCUCUGAAUCAUGAACAACCAGAUGGAAUCCAUGUAUUUGCUGUCCUUCUUCAUUCCCACCAAGCUGGCCAAGUUCUCCGUACACGUCACUUCAGGAAAGGGGAAGAACAGAAGUUACUUGCAUAUGAUAAUGAGUAUGACUUCAAUUUCCAGGAGUUCCAGUAUCUAGAAGAAGAACGAACCAUUCUCCCUGGUGACCAUUUAAUUACUGAAUGUCAGUACAACACAAAAGGCAGAUCUACUAUGACAUGGGGUGGCUUGAGUACAAGAGAUGAAAUGUGUCUUUCCUAUUUAAUUUAUUAUCCAAAAAUUAAUCUUGCCCGAUGUGAAAGCAUCCCGGAAGUAAAGGAGCAACUUCAGUUCAUUGGAGUGAAGGAAAUUUACGAACCAGUCACAUCAUGGCCCUUUAUCAUCAAAAGCCCAAAACGAUACAACAACCUUACAUUUACAGAGGCCAUGAAUGCAUAUCAAUGGUCCAAGAAGAAAGGAAAUUCGUUUAAUGAACGAGUAAAACAAAUACCAAUAAAUGUCAGAUGUUCUAAACAUGAAAGUGGGGAAUGGAAUAUUCAGGGAAUGUUGCUGGCGCCCCCUAAGGUAAAGACGUACACCUCAGAAGCAUCAGAAUGUGCCUCAUUUUCUUCAGUACCAUCCUCUGCAAUAAAUACAACAGUUAGAUAUCUGCUAAUUGUACUGAGCACAGUAAUGUAUUAUACAUUAUAAAUGGCAGACAUUGUGUA
Messenger RNA from Hyla sarda, 1886 nucleotides. RefSeq names its product monooxygenase DBH like 1 (gene MOXD1). Lineage: Eukaryota; Metazoa; Chordata; Amphibia; Anura; Hylidae. The record is from RefSeq and is a predicted model, not a curated record. The transcript is spliced from 12 exons. Gene Ontology annotation, molecular function: copper ion binding; dopamine beta-monooxygenase activity. The coding region runs from base 46 to 1869 and encodes 607 amino acids. Gene Ontology annotation, biological process: dopamine catabolic process; norepinephrine biosynthetic process; octopamine biosynthetic process. Gene Ontology annotation, cellular component: secretory granule membrane.